Culicoides brevitarsis is the source of this 2954-nucleotide messenger RNA. RefSeq names its product heparan-sulfate 6-O-sulfotransferase 2 (gene Hs6st). Gene Ontology annotation, molecular function: heparan sulfate 6-sulfotransferase activity. NCBI's taxonomy places the organism in Eukaryota, Metazoa, Arthropoda, Insecta, Diptera, Ceratopogonidae. The transcript is spliced from 6 exons. The coding region runs from base 852 to 2273 and encodes 473 amino acids. The record is from RefSeq and is a predicted model, not a curated record. Gene Ontology annotation, cellular component: membrane.
CACAAACAAUUUGAAACCAAAAGUGCAUCUUUUAUCCGUGAAAUCGCCAAAAAUCCACAAAAAUCUUGUCAAAAUUCAAUUAAACAACGUCUUGACAUCAUCCUCCAUCGCUUGAAAAACAAAAAAUCCCGUUGCAGCUUCGGUAACUAGCAGAAAAUCGCUGCUAAUGUAAUUCAGGGUCUCCAUUCGGGACUCGAGCUCCAAUUUACAGGACAAUUUCGGGUGUUUAACGAUGUCUGUGACGAGUUUUUAUCGGUACAAAAGGAGAAAAAUGCUAAAAGCAAGAGUCUGAAACGGAAAAAGUGUAAAAAAAUAAAGAUUAAAAAUUAAGCAAAACAAUUUAAAUAUUUGCCAAGUGUUCCAAAGUGAAGUGAUUGAAAAGAUAUUUAUCAAUAAAUAUCGUUUAACUCGCUCUCGAGCAUCAAUCGUCACAUCGCCUUCGAGUUUCGGUUCUAAAUUUAACCGGAUCAUAGUUUUCUUCGUUUUAUCAUUACACAUCGACUCGCCAAAACGACCAAGAAACUGUAAUUUGUAUAAAUAAAUAAAGCAAAUUAAUGUGAAAAUUACUGUCUCACACAAGAUAUUUACGCGAGUGAGCAUAUAGUGAGCGAGUGAGUGUUUAUUUGCGAAAAAAAAAAUUGUUAUUAUUAUUACGCAUAUUAUAUGCAGCUCUACCUACCUACGAAUAAAUAAAUAGCGAACCAGAAGCAGCUGAAUUAUGUUGUGUCUAUAAAAAUAAUAAAUAAAAGAAAAAAAACGAAUAAAAAUUGAUUGAGUGAGAAAAUAGAGAGAGAAAAAGCGGAAAAUUUUCACGGGGUUUAAAUGUGUGCGGAGGGCCGAAAACGUUUGCCAUGGUUUCAGCAGUAAACAGUCCGGCAAGAAAGCAGCAAAAAAGUGUUUCAGUCCAGACGUUUGCGCACGAAAGUGAUCUUACGCUACUUUUGCCCUACGGCGCAUCGGCAAGCGAUCAGCACGGUGUUGUCUACGAAAUACGCAAAAUGGAGCCACGAGGCUCAACGCGAAUCCGUUCCAUAGCGUUUCUCUGUCUGUUCCUGGCUGUCGCCGGCAUCAUCGGGUUCGGCUACUUUUGUGAUAGCAAGGUGUGCGCUCUCUCCAAGCGCGAAGUAAUUCUAAACAGUCCCGACAUGAUCAUGUCGCACGAUGACGACUUUAUGCUCGGCGACAAUUACAACAACAACAACAACAUCCACAAACAAAGCACUGCGAUGCUCGUGGCAAAUCCGGGACUCAGUUACGACGAAGUGCUAAACGACGACUUCCAAUUCGACAUGAAUGCGCACGACGUCAUGGUCUUCCUGCACAUCCAGAAAACGGGCGGUACGAGUUUCGGCAAGCAUCUCGUGCGGGAUCUGGACUUGAAGCGUCCAUGCACGUGUCAGCGGAAGAAGAAACGAUGUUACUGCUUCCGACCGCACCGUAAUGAGAAUUGGCUCUUCUCACGAUACUCGACGGGCUGGAAAUGCGGUUUGCAUGCCGAUUGGACGGAACUUACGAGCUGCGUGGACCAGGAGCUCGACAAGAACGAGGGCGAAACGGCAAAACGACGAUAUUUCUAUAUAACUUUAUUACGGGAACCAAUUUCGAGAUAUUUAUCGGAAUGGCGGCACGUACAACGUGGUGCAACGUGGAAAAAUUCACGGCAUUGGUGCUUGGGUCGGCAAGCAACGGCGGAGGAAUUGCCUGCAUGUUAUCAAGGUGAAAAUUGGUUCGGUGUAUCAUUGGAUAAGUUUGCCAGUUGUGAAAGUAAUCUGGCAGCGAAUCGACAAACACGUAUGCUCGCCGAUUUGGCAUUAGUCGGUUGCUACAAUAAAUCAGUGAUGCCACCUGUGGAGAGAGAUCGUGUAAUGCUGGCAAGUGCAAAGCGUAAUCUUGCAGCGAUGUCCUACUUUGGACUUACACGCUACCAAAAGAUAUCACAAUACAUAUUUGAGGAAACGUUUAAUUUACGUUUUGCGAUACCGUUUGAGCAGCACAACAACACGGUAUCGACAUCGACGCUGAACAGUCUGACACCUGAGCAAAGAAGAAAAAUUGAAAAGCUAAAUGCACUGGACAUUGAAUUAUACGAGUUUGCGAAAAAAUUAAUGUUCCAAAGAUUUGAAAAGCUAAAAGCCAAAGAUGCCGACUUUGAAACGCGUUUCGCAAAUUUAGGCAAUAUCGCAUCGCGUAACGGUGCGACAGAAUUUAAUUGGGAUAAUAACCUCGAUGAUUUCGACUCGCAACGCAAAAAGCGGAGAAGGAGACGGCGAUAAUCCGGCUUGUAAUUAGUAGGUAACAUCAUCUAACUAACACACACACACACACAAUCAUUUAAAAAGGUAGCUGAAAAAUCUCGCGUUUUGACUCGGCGUCGUGAUACAUUAAAUAUAAUGAAACGUAAUUCUAGUAGGUAGCGUUAUACAAACAAAAACAAACAAACAUGAAAACUAGAAGAGAUAAAUUUAAAACAUCUUCAUAUCAUCGUUAGGAAAAUUUUAAUUGAGUCAUGGAAAUAUAAAUUUUUUGAACGAACACAGGCACUUGGCGAGAGAGAUAUUUAAACACUAAACUGCUGGAGUAGUCAUAAAAAUGAUGAUUAUUUUAAUUGUAUAAUGGUGAAAAUGAUUUAAUUAAGAGAAAAAUGUAAUUUGUUUAAAAGGUGCGGAAAUUUCAAUUAAGUAUGAUGCGCGAACGAAGAAAAGAAACAACAACAGAAAAAAAAAUUAAAGCAUCAAGUGCUAAUUUAAUUCAUGCCGCGAUGAGUUUAUUAAAGACAAUGAGAGGGGAGUUUGAGCGAUAAUAGCGGAUAAUUGGCUUAAUUGUCAAUUUGAGGACCAUUUAAGUCACUUUUUGGUCAGUUUGAAGAGAUUCUUACUCAUCAUUGAGAAAUUUUUAGUCAAUUUUAAGGAUUUGUUUUUAUUUUUUUGAUCAAAAAAAUUUUUAAAACUUUUAAU